Siniperca chuatsi (mandarin fish) is the source of this 3392-nucleotide messenger RNA. RefSeq names its product nuclear factor of activated T-cells, cytoplasmic 2-like. Gene Ontology annotation, molecular function: RNA polymerase II cis-regulatory region sequence-specific DNA binding; DNA-binding transcription factor activity, RNA polymerase II-specific; transcription factor binding. Gene Ontology annotation, biological process: regulation of transcription by RNA polymerase II; calcineurin-NFAT signaling cascade; cytokine production. The transcript has 10 exons. The coding region runs from base 227 to 2911 and encodes 894 amino acids. NCBI's taxonomy places the organism in Eukaryota, Metazoa, Chordata, Actinopteri, Centrarchiformes, Sinipercidae. Gene Ontology annotation, cellular component: transcription regulator complex. The record is from RefSeq and is a predicted model, not a curated record.
GCAGUGACAGGAAGCGACUGUCGCCGCUCGUUUUUUUCAAGUCGCGGUGUUGCAUGUUUGAUUUGAGCAGCUGCCAAUGUUUUAAUCUUAUCUUAGAAAAAUAAAACUGUUUCGGUUUCUUUAAUUAUUUAACUUAUGCAUAUAGCUUAAUUUAGUUGGCGAGUUUGAAAGUUAUUAUAAAAGAUACAUUUGUCGAAAGAAGGAAUUUAAAUAUUCAGAGCUGGAGAUGACUUCUGGUGGUUUGGGGCUCACCGGGGGUUUGGGUCAAGACAUAAGCCAGGAGGAGCUGGACUUUUCCGACCUGUUUCUGUAUAAUCCACCAGGAGAAGAUUUUCCUGUCGGCUGUGAUAAAGAUGCCUCAGGUGCUCUCCUUCAGAACGGCAACCAGCCUCCUCUGCUGGUGGUCGACCAUCAGACUGCGUACAUCUCCAGCUCCAACCAGCCACACUCCAGUCAGGACCCGUCCUCUCACAGCCCAACCACAGAACACCUGUCAGGGGCAGCGUUUGACUCCCUGGGGCUGGCAUCAAGACCAGGGAACAUCCCUGCUUCCAGCCCCAGGAUUGAGAUCACUCCGUCUGGUGACUCUCUCAGCUCUCAGACCCUGGAGCCAAGCCCUCGCACCAAAGCUCUGGGAGCCUACAGGGAGUGUGUGAGCCCUGCCAGCAGUAACUCCUCCACAGGCUGGCCUGUAGAGGCAUACUCUCCCUUGGCUUCACCGUGCGUCUCCCCUUCUAAUGGCGCCAGCUGUGGCAUGGGGUUGUCCGGCUUAGACCUCUCCUCGGGCCUCCAGGGCAUCCACACUUCUUCUGCCCACUCCUCUCCAGGAGCCUCACCUCACAACAGCGUCACGGACGAGACCUUUCUCCUGCCCCAGCACCAACGCACCACCUCAUCGCUUCCCCACCAGCGCUCCCGCUCUGCUUCGCCACAUGGAAAGCGCUGCUAUGACCAGGCCCACUCCUGUCAGGGAGGCACUCCCAUCAAGCAGCGCUCCCGGAGCCCCAGCCCCAUCCCCUCGCCCCAUGAGCAGCAGGGGUCCUACUACCUCCCCCAAUACCAGACCCAAGUUGAGUUCCAACCCCAAGCUCAGACCUCCUCCCCGGGCCUGGAGGAGAUGCUGAGCAGCCUCAGCUCCAGUCUGCCUUCUGCAGUGGUGCGAGAUGCACAUGGGCAGGCCCAGAGACAGGACUGUGUGUAUAGAGAGGGGUAUGACUGGGCCACUGAGCAGGAGAGGAUGGGCAGGGCAGGAGCAGAAGUCAAGUCUGAAACCUUCUACAUGCUCCCAGCUGUGUGGUCUCCUCCUCAUCCAGUCCACCACGCAGCAUUUGGUGGUCUCUCCGUGGCUCCGCUUCCGUCUUUAGAGUGGCCGUUGCCCAGCAAGUCCGGUCAGUACGAGCUUCUUAUCCAGCAACAGCCCAGAUCUCACCACAGAGCUCACUAUGAGACCGAGGGCAGCCGCGGAGCUGUAAAGACAUCUAACGGAGGGCAUCCAGAAGUUCAGCUCUGCGGGUACCAAGGCACAGCUCCACUGGGGCUGCAGAUCUUCAUAGGAACAGCAGACGAGAGGCUCCUGAAACCCCACGCCUUCUACCAGGUCCACCGCAUCACCGGGAAGACCGUCACCACACCCAGCAUGGAGAGGAUGAUCAAUGGGACCAAAGUGUUGGAGAUCCCUCUGGAGCCAAAGAACCACAUGAGAGUGGUGAUUGACUGUGUAGGAAUCCUGAAGUUGAGAAAUGCCGACAUCGAACUGAGGAACGGUGAGACGGACAUUGGACGAAAAAACACACGUGUGCGUUUGGUGUUUCGUGUCCACAUUCCUCAGCCUGGAGGCCAGCUCCUGUCUCUUCAAGUUGCCUCCGAUGCCAUUGAAUGCUCCCAGCGCUCUGCUCAGGAGCUCCCUGCAGUCGAGAGGCAGGACCUGGACCAAUGCUCAGUACUUGGUGGUCAACAAAUGGUCCUUACUGGACAGAAUUUCACAUCUGACUCCAAAGUGAUAUUCUCAGAGAAGACACAAGAUGGGCAGCAAAUCUGGGAGGUGGAGGCCACUGUGGACAGAGACAAAACACAAACUAACAUGCUGUUUGUUGAAGUCCCUCCAUAUCGAGAGCGGACCAUUCCCCACCCAGCCAAAGUCAACUUCUACGUCAUCAACGGGAAGAAGAAACGCAGUCAGCCUCAGCACUUCAUCUACACUCCUGUGACAGCCAUUAAAGCAGAACCACUGGAUGACUACCAGUUGAAUUCAUACGGCUACUCAGACAAUCAGUCUCUGACUGGCCUGUCAAUGAAGUCACUCUACCAUCACCUGGAGCAGGACAGCAACCUUCAAGCCUUGAAUGUUUCUCCAACACUGUACCAUCUAACCACUGUAGACCCCAGAGCCCACGUGAUAAUCCCUGAUCUACUCGAUGACCAACCAGUCUAUUACCAGUCCAGAGCCGGCACUCUGAUCAACAGCCCCGCGCUGUACCACGCUGCAAACCAGCGUUACAGCAACUGUGGUAGUGUCCUCCUCGGUGGUUCCCUAAUGGCUUCCCACCCUGCCUCCACUCCCAGCCAGUGUGUCAGUGCCAGAACCCCUGUGGCCAAACUGGACGGAGGUCCUCAGGUUGGUGAUUCAUUCGAGGCCUGUUUGAUGUCAAGACAUCAGAGUUUUGUGCAGACAGCACUGCCACUGGGAAAGUCACUACCUUCAAGAUACGUCCAAGGUCAAGCUCAAGGGAAGGCUGGAAGCCGAGUGGAGCCAGGCGGCCAGCCUCUGAUCCAGAUUGGCUCUGGUAGAGGAAACCAUGAGGAACAAGCUCCAGAGAGGGUCACCGUCAAACAAGAGAACCUCCGCUAUGCUUACCUGGAGGAUGUGAAUGACAUCAUAAGAAGAGACCUGAAAGGCCACAAUGGAGAGUGAUCCUGGAGGCCUGCAACAGCCCUGAAGUUUAAAAGCAGUACACAUAAUAUGUCGACUUCAGGAACUAUAAAUAUAAAAACUUGAUUGUCUUGGACGAAACUUGUACUUGUAAGACUUGCAAUAAAAAAAUAUGAACCAGAGUGUUGGCAGACAUUUCAGGCAAACAAUAGAAACGGAUCCACUAUAGGCUUAUGUUGACUUUAUGUCAGGAUUACAUCGUGUUUCUGUGGACCUAGGAAGGGUGGUGGUUCACUGGGCAAUUUUACACACAAAAAAAAACUCAGCUCUUUGUUAGCCUUCAAUAUUGCCAUACAGUUUAGCCUUAGCAAAGAUAGUAGAACAUGUGUCAUAUCUUAUACUGUGUAUCAAUUGUGUUUUGUAUUUUAACCUGUUUGACUUCUCUAUGUUCACGUAUUUGUACAAUUGCUCGUUGUAAGCAUGUAUAAAAUAUUUUAUAUUAAAAGAAUUCUGUUUAUAUGAA